Messenger RNA from Cherax quadricarinatus, 1497 nucleotides. The record is from RefSeq and is a predicted model, not a curated record. Lineage: Eukaryota; Metazoa; Arthropoda; Malacostraca; Decapoda; Parastacidae.
AUGGAUGUUCUUGACGUAGAUGAAGCUAAGGAAAACACAGGAACAGAAGGAAUGGAAGGAAAAAGCUGGGAGGGUAUCUCAUUUUCCAUCGUGGAUGUAGAUAAUUUAGAGAUAAUGAACCUGGGAGAGGAUGGUCCAGGACCUAGCAAACAGCGCACAAAGUUAGACGAUAAAAUCGUAAAAUUACGCAACUUUGUUCCCGAGGAAACAGAAGAUAAAACCCCGGACGACAGUUUGAAUGAGAAGUUAUCGGAAGAGGAAAAGCCAUGGCAGCAGAAGGUGUCUUUAAGAGAAGAUAGGCAAACUGAAUCGUCUAAUAUCUCUUCAAGCUCAUCUGAGAAGUCAGUUAAGACAAAAGAAAGUAGUUCUGUCGAAACUGAUGGCAUAAAGUUAGAGUUAGGGAGCAUGGAGGCCGGAAAAGAGAUAGAGGCAGCUUUUAGAAGCGGGCUUGAAGAAACCACAGUUCAGUUGAGCAAACCCGAUAUUUGCAAACGAUUAGAGUCCCGUGGGAACCGUAGAGGGGUUCCAUUCACUCUGGACGUUCAAGAGGAACUUCCGGAAGAUGAAGACGCUGGUGAUAAGGACAAUAGAGAAUCCAAAUUGCGUCUGAAGUUAGAACGCAUGGAGUCCCGACCUCAGUCAAAGGACACACUGAUGAUACCAGGGGAGAGGCGAGCCAGUAGGAGUCUGGACACUCCCCGGCGAGGAUUUCGUAGAGGGUCGCUGGGUAUAGCAAAAGAGAACAUUUCCAUUUCCUCCGCAUCCAGUCCUGAAGAAGACAAGAGUCGGAGAGACUCUCAAACACCAAGUGAGCAGUAUCCAGCAAGACAGGACGUGAGCAGAUCUGGCAGCAUGCAUACCUUGUCCACACCUGUACCUGUCCACUACACUGUGGCGGGUCACAGAGUGGUGGACCGCACCAACUCUACCAGAGAGGCUGACCCCACAGGUCAAAUCUUCAAACGAGGUCAUGUCAGCCGCGGAGUUUACUUCCCAACGCUUACUAACAGCUUCAAGGAUCAGCAGCUGGAGGUAGCGUUCCAGCGGUACUCCCACCGCCAGCGACAGAGGUCACUCAUCAUGGUCAAUGGCGUCGACCUAGUCCUCAAACUCGUCAUCCUCGCUAUUGUCCUUUUCCAGGGAGAUGGCCAAUACUCCACGGAUAUUAUCUACUCAGUGGGAUGGAUGGUGGUCAACGUGAUCUUGUGUGUAUUAUCCUGGUGGCGAUGCUUUGCUAACAACUACCUCCACUGGGGUGCUCUGUGUACCUGGCUCGUCCUCAAUAUACAAGGGUGCAUCUCUCAGGUGUUGAACGGAGUGACGCUGGACAACCUGGAGCAAGAGUGGGAGAAGGAGAGUGAGAAUCAGAUGUGGUACUUACUCUUCAUUGUCUUCGUCACUUACUCUAUGUUGCCUCUGCCACUACGCUGGGGCAUCCUGGCCGGCUCCUUCACCGCCCUCACCCACCUCCUGCUCACCUUCGCCAUAUUCUACCAG